Messenger RNA from Glarea lozoyensis ATCC 20868, 1584 nucleotides. Its product is annotated as Cytochrome P450. The coding region runs from base 1 to 1584 and encodes 527 amino acids. The transcript has 11 exons. The record is from RefSeq and is a predicted model, not a curated record. NCBI's taxonomy places the organism in Eukaryota, Fungi, Ascomycota, Leotiomycetes, Helotiales, Helotiaceae. Gene Ontology annotation, molecular function: iron ion binding; oxidoreductase activity, acting on paired donors, with incorporation or reduction of molecular oxygen; monooxygenase activity.
AUGGCAAUUACUUCGCAUAUACCGGCUUGGGGCAAGUCCUCAUGGCUUUCCCAUUUCUCGUACCAGGAACGACCAUUUACACUUAUCGCAUUAUGUUUCAUUGUGGUUAUAGCAAGUAUCAUAAUGAUAAGGGCGAAUGCCCGAAGAACCAUCAAGAUCAACUCCCUAGGCUCUCGAUCUUCUCAAGUCCCCUCAUGGGUGCCUCUACAGUUGGACGUCCUAUUUACGGCAACCCGGCACCUCAUGCGUAAUACCUUCUUCGAAUAUACACAGGAGUUACUCAAUCAUCCUGGUCACACAAUUGAGUUCAAUAUCUUUGGGAGACGCAUCCUAAUGACUGAUGCGCCCGAGAACAUCAAGACCAUUAUGGCAACAAAUUUUUCGAUCUGGCCUAAAGGACACCACAUGCAUGGUAUUUGGAGCAACGUGCUAGGUGACUCUAUUUUCACAACGGAUGGACCACAAUGGCUAGCAAGUAAGACUUUGUUGCGCGGAAAUCUUGCGAAAUCUCGAACAAACGAUUUAGAGCUUACAGAGAUCGAUUUUCAAGAGUUGAAAAAACACUUGGUGAAGGAUGAGCCUCAGGAUCUGUAUGAUCUGACAGAUAGAUAUCAACUCGAUGUGGUAACUAGAGUUUUCCUUGGGAAAUCAGCAGAUUCACUCCCGAGCAUAUCCCAGUCAUUCCGCAGAGCAAUGGAGAAUGUCUUUGAUUGGAAUACCAAACGGAUUUUCUUGGGCCCUAUUGGAACGUUGAUACCAAUGAAUAUUGUUGCGGGGAAAUCUUUGCAAAUUCUGAAUGAUUAUAUUAAUACCUUUGUAGAGCGUGUCAAGGCAAUGUCUUUCGAAGAUGUUGAGGCUAUUCCAGAAAAUGACCGCAAUCUCGUACACACCUUGAUCAGAGAAGAAAAAGACCCUAAGGCUGUAAAGGACCAGUUGUUAGCGGUUCUUACUGCUGCAAAGGAUCCAUCUUCGAUGACGAUGGCCUUCGCUAUCUAUGAAUUGGCAAGAAAUCCAGACGUUGCUGCAAAGCUGCAAGAAGAGAUAUCGCGAGUCUGUGGGCUUUCCAACUUGCCUACAGCAGCCCAAAUACAAGAGAUGACUUACGCAAAAUGCGUCAUGAAAGAGACUUUGAGAAUGUAUCACAGUCUGGGGUUUAACAUGCGGACUGCUUCAGUUGACACCUCUCUUCCAGUGGGUGGGGGUGUCAACGGGAAUGAGCCGGUGGGAGUUCCAGCAGAUACACAGUGCAUUUACUCCGUUCUCGGUCUCCAAAGGCGCACCGAUGUCUGGGGCCCUGAUGCAGAGGUGUGGAAACCUGAGCGCUGGCUCUCCCACACUGCAGAAACAUGGAGUUUCAUCCCUUUCAAUCAUGGCCCAAGAGUCUGCCUUGGACGAGUUUUUGGCCAGCAACAAGUCCUUUACCUCCUCGUCCGCCUCUACCAAGUUUUCGAUCGCAUCGAAUUGAUCUCUCCCAAGCAACAGCAGAUCAAAGUUGAAUUGAAUACCAAAAUGGCGUACCCAUGUCUUUGUAAAUUUUACCUUCGACAGGAUUCGAAGGAUGAUGAUAAAGAAUUAUUGGUGUGA